Ziziphus jujuba (common jujube) is the source of this 1166-nucleotide messenger RNA. RefSeq names its product acidic endochitinase-like. Gene Ontology annotation, molecular function: chitinase activity. Bases 19 to 1041 code for a protein of 340 amino acids. Gene Ontology annotation, biological process: carbohydrate metabolic process. The transcript has a single exon. The record is from RefSeq and is a predicted model, not a curated record. Lineage: Eukaryota; Viridiplantae; Streptophyta; Magnoliopsida; Rosales; Rhamnaceae. Gene Ontology annotation, cellular component: extracellular region.
GACGCCAACCCUUGGCAAAUGGCAUACCAUCCAUUUGAUUCACAUAUUGAUAAUAUUUGUAGUAAAAAAAUGGCUCUUCCAGCCAAACUUCUUCUACUGGCUUGCCUGAUCCUAUCCUCGGCCUUAAUCCAAAUCUCUGAGGCUGGUGAAGGUGGCAUAUCCAUCUACUGGGGUCAAAACGGCUAUGAAGGAACUCUUGCCGAAGCAUGCAAUACUGACCUCUAUGCUUACGUAAACAUUGCCUUUCUUAUCCAAUUUGGCGGUGGCCGAGACCUGGUACUCAACCUUGCAGGCCACUGUGACCCAACGUCGAAUACUUGCAUCAAAUUUGGGCCAGAAAUAAAGACUUGUCAGAGCAAGGGCAUUAAGGUCCUCCUCUCCAUCGGCGGAGCUGUUGGAAGCUAUUAUCUAACAUCUGCUGAUGAUGCCAAAAAUGUUGCAAACCAAAUAUGGAAUUCCUAUCUGGGUGGUACCGACCCAUCUGCUGUACGCCCUUUUGGAGAUGCUGUUUUGGACGGCGUAGAUUUCGACAUCGAGGGUGGAUCCAACCUAUAUUAUGACGAUCUUGCACGUUCCUUGAAGGAAUUAUAUGACCAGCAAACAACAAAAACCUACUAUUUGGCAGCAGCUCCUCAGUGUUUCUAUCCUGAUUAUUAUCUUGAUGCAGCCAUUAGGACGUGGCUUUUCGACUUUAUUUGGGUUCAGUUCUAUAACAAUCCUCCGUGUCAGUAUAGUAGUAAUGAUGGUGAUGUAAGUAAGCUUUUAAAUUCAUGGAACAAUGAUUGGGCUACGUCGCUUAAGGCUAAAGAGAAGCUGUUUAUGGGAUUACCGGCGUCCUCCGCUGCUGCUGGAAGCGGGUACAUGCCGCCUGAUGUGCUGAUCAAUCAAGUUCUUCCGGAGAUACAAAAUGCGCCAAAGUAUGGGGGUGUGAUGUUAUGGUCCAGGUACUAUGAUGUUGUGAAUGGAUACAGUCCAAACAUUAACCCCUAUAUUAAGAAUGCAAAUAUACUAUUACCUUCUAUGCGUAUGCAUGAAAAAUAAUCCACCAUUAGCAACCGUAUAAGUAUGAAUGAGUGACUUGUACCCUGAAAUAGUACCAAAUAAAUUGGGUACUACUGUGUAUCACUCUUUUUUUAAUAAAAUUUGGUGGGAAAUGUUUAUUUUAA